AUGAACGUGUGGACGUGUGGAAGUGUGGAAGUGUGGAAGUGUGGACGUGUGGACGUGUGGACGUAUGGACGUGUGGAAGUGUGGACGUGUGGACGUGUGGACGUGUGGAAGUGUGUCCGUGUGUCCGUGUGGAAGAGUGGACGUGUGGAAGUGUGGAAGUGUGGACGGGAUGACGUGAAAGUGUGGAAGUGUGGACGUGUGGAAAUGUGGACAUCUGGACGUUUGGACGUGCGUCCGUGCGUCCGUAUGGACGUGUGGACGUGCGGACGUGCGGACGUGUGGAAAUGUGGACGUCCGGACGUGUGGAGGUGUGGUCGUGUGGAAAUAUGGACGUGUGGAGGUGUGGACGUGUGGAAAUAUGGACGUGUGGAGGUGUGGACGUGUGGAAAUAUGGACGUGUGGACGUGUGGAAGUGUGACGUGUGGACGCGUGGACUUGUGGAAGUGUGGACGUUUGGAAGUUUGA
This is a messenger RNA of Mizuhopecten yessoensis (Yesso scallop), 465 nucleotides long. RefSeq lists its product as uncharacterized. The transcript has a single exon. The record is from RefSeq and is a predicted model, not a curated record. NCBI's taxonomy places the organism in Eukaryota, Metazoa, Mollusca, Bivalvia, Pectinida, Pectinidae. The coding region runs from base 1 to 465 and encodes 154 amino acids.